Messenger RNA from Lagopus muta (rock ptarmigan), 2753 nucleotides. It is a transcript of the gene FOXC2, whose product is annotated as forkhead box C2. The record is from RefSeq and is a predicted model, not a curated record. Gene Ontology annotation, biological process: cell differentiation; anatomical structure morphogenesis; regulation of transcription by RNA polymerase II. NCBI's taxonomy places the organism in Eukaryota, Metazoa, Chordata, Aves, Galliformes, Phasianidae. Gene Ontology annotation, molecular function: RNA polymerase II cis-regulatory region sequence-specific DNA binding; DNA-binding transcription factor activity, RNA polymerase II-specific.
CCUCCCUCCCUCUAGGUGUGCCCAUCAGAAUCACAGUCAUAACGAGGGAGGGAGCGACCCGCCUGCCCCCGGCUGCCCCAAGGAUGCUGCUGCGGUGCCGCUGGGACUGAGAUCGCAGCCGAGGCUCGCUCUGUCUCUCUCCCCCUCUUCCUUCCCCGCAGAGGGUGAGGCCCUUCCUCUCGCACUCUUCCUCCUCCUCCUCCUCUCCAUGAUGCAGGCUCGCUAUUCCGUCUCGGACCCCAACGCUUUGGGAGUGGUGCCCUAUUUAAGCGAGCAGAACUACUACCGGACGGCGGGGACUUACGGCGGCAUGGGCAACCCCAUGAGCGUGUAUUCAGGCCAUGCCGAGCAGUACGCGGCGGGCAUGGGGCGAUCCUACGGCCCCUACCACCCGCACCAACCCGCCGCCCCCAAGGACCUGGUGAAGCCGCCCUACAGCUACAUCGCCCUCAUCACUAUGGCCAUCCAGAACGCCCCCGACAAGAAGAUCACGCUCAAUGGGAUUUACCAGUUCAUCAUGGACCGUUUCCCCUUCUACCGCGAGAACAAGCAGGGCUGGCAGAACAGCAUCCGUCACAACCUGUCUCUCAACGAGUGCUUCGUCAAGGUGCCCCGCGACGACAAGAAGCCGGGCAAGGGCAGCUACUGGACUCUGGACCCCGAUUCCUAUAACAUGUUCGAAAACGGCAGCUUUCUGCGGCGCCGGAGACGCUUCAAAAAGAAGGACGUCUCCAAAGAGAAGGAGGAGGCCCGGGAGCGGCUGCUGAAGGAGCAGCCCAAACCCCCCGGGCUAUCCGGCGCCGACCUCCCCAAGGAAGCUUCUUCUUCGUCCUCUUCCUCCUCGGCCUCCGAGAAAAAAGUGGUGAUCAAGAGCGAGACGGCGUCCCCGGAGCUGCGGUGAUCACCAAAGUGGAGACGCUGAAGCCCGGGGAGCGGCGGGGGACUCCGGGACAGCCCCCGAAGCGCCGCAUCGCCUCCCGCCGCCUCCCCCGAAGGUUCGCUGCCCGAGCAGCACCCGGCCGGAAUGGGUUUGCCGGGCUUCAGCGUGGAGAACAUCAUGACCCUGCGGACAUCCCCCGCGGGGGACCUGAGCCCGGGGAGUGCCGCCUCGGGCAGGACGGGGACCGGCAUGCCGCUGGUUUACCCCACGUCGGGGCAGCCGUCGGGUUACAGCGCGGCGUGCAGCCAGGCGCUGGACACUAGUGGGAGCUACCACUGCAGCAUGCGGGCCAUGAGCCUGUACAGCGGCGAGAGGCCGGGCCACAUGUGCGUGCCCCCCGCGGCGCUGGAGGAAGGUUUGGCCGAGCAUCCCACCGGCGCCCCGUCGCCCCUCGGGGCCCUCAGCCUGCCGUCUGGGCAAGAGGGAGCUUUGGGAGCCGGGCAUCCGCACGGAGGAACUGCGGCGGGGCAAUCCGCAGCCUCGUGGUACCUCAAUCACGGAGCCGAGCUGAGCCACCUGCCCGGUCACACGUUCGGGUCUCAGCAGCAGACUUUCCCUAACGUGCGGGAAAUGUUCACGUCGCAUCGGUUGGGGAUGGAGAGCGAACAUCAGGUGAGCAGCAACUCCGCCUGUCAGAUUCCCUACAGGUCCGCGCCUUCCCUAUAUCGGCACGCCGCCCCCUAUUCUUACGACUGCACUAAGUACUGAUUAGCUCCCCCCCCCUCCUCAACCUCCCAUCCUUCUCCUAGAGCCAUCCGCCAAAAAAAAAAAAAUAAUAAUAAAAAAAAAAAAUUAAAAAAUAAUAAAAAAGCAAUAAAAAAUUAAAAGGAAAAAAAAAAUCAAUAGCUAAAAAAAAAAAAAGUAGCAAUCAGGUGGAAUAAAACCGCAUCAAACCCUUCAAACCGAGGGGGGAAAAAAUAAUCAAAGCAUCAAACGUAAAGCCUCUCCGUGGAGCUGUGGGACAUGGGGGUGCAGAUCCCAAGUUGUGCGUCCCAUCCUCCCCCCCUCUCCCCUCCCCAUUUCGGGCCUCCUGAAAUUCUGGGCAAGUAAAUCCUACUUGAAAAGGGGACGUGUCCUAAAAAAGAGAGAGAAAAAAAGAAAAAGAAAAAAAAAAAGAAUAAUUAAAAAAAAAUUUUAUAUAUAUAUAUAUAUGUCUAUGUAAACAAAGUGGCAAAUUUUAUAUGCUAAAGUAUAGGGGGGUGUCGGAAAAAAAUAAGUUAUGGACCAAUAUCACAACGACCAUUUAUACAAUUUUUUUUUUUUAAAGAAGUAUAUAAAUAUAUAUAUAUAUAAAUAUAUGUCCUGGGUAUUUUUUAAAGUUCUCUGUUGUGCUGUAAAAAAUGUGUGGAUUUCUAAUCAGGCUGAUUUUUUUUCAGAGCCAUUAAUAUAAUAUUUAAAGUUGAGUUCACUGGAUUAUUUUUUGUCUCGCCCGAUGAUUUCUGACUUCCAAAUUGAUGACGAGUGAGUUUCUCUUCUUCUCCUUCCGUGUACAAUUAUGCCAUAGAGUUUCUUUCAUUUUAGAGCUGUUCUUUGAGCAAGACGAGGAAAUAAUUUAUUAUUAUUAUUAUUAUUAUUUUGCUAGUGGAUUUUUGAAAGGAAAACAAACAAACAAACUAAGCACCAAAGUAUCUGAUACUUCCUUUCUUUUUAAUUAUUAUUAUUAUUAUUUACGACGCGUGAUGUUUUUGUAUAAUAGAUCUCACCUUGACCGUUCCUAAGGACUGUUUUGCUUUAAUCUGCUUCGAAGUUCGUUUGUCUUUAUGUGGUCUUCAUUGUUGUACUUACCUUAAAAUAAACCCGUGCUGUUUUGUUC